Molecule: messenger RNA, 255 nt
Organism: Lindgomyces ingoldianus
Lineage: Eukaryota; Fungi; Ascomycota; Dothideomycetes; Pleosporales; Lindgomycetaceae
Exons: 3
Coding region: 1-255 (84 amino acids)
Source: RefSeq, a predicted model, not a curated record
AUGCUUGUUUCUCUUUCUCUCCUUUUGUUGUUCCUGUUUCCUUCCUGGACGCUGGACCUAGACGCUGGACCUGGACCUAGACCUGGACCUAGACCUGGACCUGGACCUGGACCUGGCUACCUUAGACAACAAUUGGCAACAAUCGGCAGGCACGAAUGCGUACUAGCAAUUAGGCAACUAGGCACAUGCAACGUUCGCUACAUUGCUUUGGCAAUGCUGUAUCAUUUACCAAUUGUUCGGCUGGGUCCCUCCUAA